AUGGGUGCCAACACCAGCCAGGUGGGUGACCUGGCAGAGAGUCAGAGCAUCCGCACUCUGAUUGGUCCCGAGCCCAUUUCGGAGAACGAGCCCUUCUGGAACCAGCUCAUCUCGUUCACCUUCACCAGCCCCUCCUGCAGUGCUGACGCAAAGCUCUUGGAAGAGGCGGUCAUCCCCCUCGCCAAAACUUUAAUCAAGAACAAUCCUAGAUCGGGGAACUUCGGCGCUUUGCUGAGAGUGUUCCUGGGAAGAACCAAAGAGCUGAAGAUCUCGACCGAAUGCCAAGAUCAGCUGUUCAUCUGGCAGGCCCAUAAUGCCCUGUUCCUGGUGCGCUGCUUACUCAAAGUCUUCAUCAGAGAGAUGAGUGAGGAAGAGCUGCACUUACAGCUCACCUACCACACGAGGGAGCCAGGAUCCUGCGACAUGAGCAGUGAGGAUCUAAUAGAGGAACUGAUCUGUAACUUGGUUCAUCUCAUCGUGGAGGUGCCUCUCCUGGACAUCACUUACAACAUCCUGUUCGAGGCAGUGACCACCCUGCUGGUUCUGUUGUCCUAUCAGCUGUUCCACAAGGACAUUCUGAGGGAGGGGCGUAUCUAUCAGUGCCUCACCAGGGGGCGAUGUCUGAAUCUGACGAGUCGCUUGGUGAAGACUCUGCUGUAUAACUUCGUGCGGCAGGAGAAAUGUCCUCCAACUGCAGCCCACAUCUUCCAGCCACAGGCAGGUCUGCUGUACGGCCUGGCCUCGGGGGUGGCCAGUGGGCUAUGGAGCGUGUUUACGUUGGGAGGAGCCAGCAGCAAGCCUGGGGUGGAGCAGGAACACAACCCAUUACCGCUGUCCAAUCAGAGCCUGUUAUUACUGCUCGUCCUGGCCAACCUGACAGACGGCGCCGACUGGCCGAACCCUUACAGACAAGCCAUCACCUGCUUCAAAAACACACAAGAUACGUCCUCUAUCCCAUCUCCGCAGCCUCACGCGUUUCAGAUCAACUUCAACAGCCUGUACACGGCGCUGUGUGAGCAGCAGAGGUCGGACCAGGUGACACUUCUGCUCUACACGCUGCUGCACCAGAACCCCAACAUGAAGAACUACAUGCUGUCCAGAACCGACAUGGAGAAUCUGGUGAUACCAAUUCUGGAGAUCCUCUAUCAUGUCGAGGACAGAAACUCCCACCAUGUUUACAUGGCCCUCAUCAUCCUCCUCAUCCUCACCGAGGACGACACGUUCAACCGCUCCAUACACGAAGUGACGCUGAAGAACAUAAGCUGGUACACGGAGCGGGCUUUAACAGAGAUUUCACUCGGCAGUCUGUUAAUCCUCGUAGUGAUUCGCACCAUCCAGUUCAACAUGACCCGCACCCGGGAUAAAUACCUGCACACAAACUGCUUAGCGGCUCUGGCCAACAUGUCUGCCCAAUUCCGCUGCCUCCACCAGUACGCUGCCCAGCGCAUCAUCAGUCUGUUUGCGCUGCUGUCUCGGAAGCACAAUAAGGUGUUGGAGCGAGCCACACAGUCUCUGCAGAGGCCGCUGGGAGCAGAUGGCACGGCACUGCCGGAUUACGCACAGGACCUCAAUGUGAUCGAGGAGGUGAUCCGCAUGCUGCUGGAGAUCAUAAACUCCUGUCUGUGUAAUUCACUGCAUCACAACCCCAACCUUGUGUACGCUGUGCUCUACAAGAGGGAGCUGUUCGAGCAGUUCCGCUCACACCCUUCCUUCCAGGACAUCAUGCAGAACCUAGACACGGUUAUCGGAUUCUUCAGUCAACGGUUGGAGCAGGCAGGAAGCGACCUUUCGGUUGAAAGAGUACAAGAGGUCAUCAAGAAAGGAGCUGCAGCCCUGCCUAAAGACCGCCUGAAGAAGUUUCCGGAGCUGAAAUUCAAGUACGUCGAGGAAGACCAGCCUGAGGAUUUCUUCAUCCCUUACGUGUGGUCUUUAGUCUUUAACUCCGGAGUGGGUCUGUAUUGGAACUCUCAAGGCGUUGAGCUUUUUAGCAUGGACUCUGCUUGAGAGAGAGACAGAAAGCCUGGUGAGUGUGUACGUGUGUGUAUGUCAUGUUUUUGACAGUUUAAGGAAGGCUGGGGGGAAAAGGGUUGGUUUGGGAAAGUUGAUCGCAGUUUAAAGGUCCGUUAUGAGAUUCGGACACGCACGUCUUCGGCGUCGUGACUUCCUGGCUCACUUCCUCGUUAUCGGACUCCCGGGCUUCCAUUAUCUACAGCGUCUCCACUCGUCGACGAUGAGGCACUGAGGGCACGUCAAUCAAAACACUGCUUCGUUACUGGACAAAGAGUCACAUGGGUGCGGCUGCACUGAAUUCUGGGAAUUUGGGAAUGGUACAUUUCUGCUGUGAAGCACGCUAUAGCACGUUUAUUACUGCUUCUUUUUUUUUUAAAUCUCAUUUUGUUUUUUGGGCACUGAUUAUAAUGUGAUGUUUAGUUUUUGUUUCUCAGUGGGUCAUGUACAACAGGUCAGGACUGAUGUGGGAAUAAAUAACACGACAGGUUCGGUCCUUAUUUCUAAACAAGACAGUAAAAAGAAAUCUUUUCUUGGGCCGUUUCUGGAUUUCAGGCAGCGGUUUAGCUUUAAUCGCUCGUAUCAUCAGUCGCCCUCGUUUGCUUGUUUUGUUUGUUUAAAAGAUUUAUUUAUUUAUCGUUUGCAUUAUUUUUCCCUGAAAUCUUCUGCAUCACAGUAUAAGCCUUUUUUUUUUUUUUUUUUUUUUUAUAAUAACAGCAGUGCUUUUCAGACUGAAAUCUUCCUUCUGUAAAACAAGUACAGAUAAGAAAUAUUUUAGAUACUUAUCAAUUCUAUGAAACACACUCUAUCUAAUGUGUAAUUGCAUUUGUGUAUUUAUAUAUUGCGUAGAUAAAUCCAUAAAUAAAUGCAUGGACAUGAAACACAUACAAACAGCAUGUUUGCGACACCAAAAGUUAUCCUUUCUUUUUUGUUGUUGUUGUCGUAUGCUUUUUCUUUUCCUCACGUCUUUCCUGUUUCGUCACACUUUUCCUGUACAACACGUGCUUUACAGUCUCCAUGAGGUUUUCUGUUACUAUUUCAGCACCUUGUGGCUCCAUACAUAUUGUUACACCGCAUAAAAAUGUUUUUUGUCCGUUUUUCUGACAUUCGACGUUGUGUUCUUGCGUCUCGUCUCAUAUAGCGGCGUCAGCAGUAUUUCACAUAAGAACUGAGUUGAUCUUGUUAUUAAAAUAUACACACAGAAGUAACAGGGCUGUUAUUGAAUUUGCAAUCACCACAAUCUCUUUAUUUUCUAUAUUCAAUUUCAUGUGUUAACAGUUGGGGUUUUUUUUUUUGUUUUUUUCGUUUGACCUUUUUGCUCAAAGAACGAAUUCAGUUCUAGUCAUCACUUCAUUGUGAAAUCGUCCGCUGCCCUACGAAUUCUGGGAUGCUUAUUUAGAAAAACGUUUUUGAGAGGUUUACUUAAGCGAUUUUUGUCACAAGAAAUGUGACUCAUGGAUGAACUGAAGCUGCAGAAUGUUACUACACACUCAGGUAACAAAACAGAUAAAUUAAUAAUAAUAAUAAUAAUGAUGAUGAUAAAUGUAUCAUAAUCACAGUCACGGUCCUUUCAUUCUGUCUUCUUUCUGUUCUCCGCUAUAUAAAUUACAACCAAUAAACGCAAAAGUUCCUAUUGUAAAAA
This is a messenger RNA of Ictalurus furcatus (blue catfish), 3649 nucleotides long. It is a transcript of the gene dym, whose product is annotated as dymeclin. The record is from RefSeq and is a predicted model, not a curated record. The transcript has 16 exons. The coding region runs from base 1 to 2004 and encodes 667 amino acids. Gene Ontology annotation, biological process: Golgi organization. Lineage: Eukaryota; Metazoa; Chordata; Actinopteri; Siluriformes; Ictaluridae. Gene Ontology annotation, cellular component: Golgi apparatus.